GCACCUAGUCCUCCCCCCCCCCCGCAUUCUUGUGCACUGACGUCACCGCCGUCCGCUCAGACAGGACGUGUUCACCCGGAACAAGCUGAGUGCGCUCCGUGGAUCCCGUGACCUAUGACCUGGGGCUACCUGGCCUGGCCCAGCCGUUUACCGCUUAGUGUGCUGAGCCCAGGUGAGCGGGAUGGGCAGGGGGCACCAUGCAGCUCCGGCCAAGCUAUGAGAGGAAAUGUAGCAGUGAGGCCAGCAACUUCAAAGAGAAAAAUUCACUCACCAUGCAAACACACUCUGGGCAUCCCCUUCAUCAAAAUGGCAAUGGCGAAAGUUCUUCAGUCUGCCUGACCCUUCCUCCUAUCAGACACCCUGCUGAAGGGUCAAGUAUAACAGGAGAUGUGGCUGUAGAGAUGAACUCCACAGAUUCUGACAGUGGACCAAGAUCUGGUUCCAGACAAGCUAGAGCAAACCCUCAUGGACGUUUUCAGAAUAGACACAGCCAUGUGCAUACUCAUUCUCAUGAAACAGGUGGGACAGAGGCUCAGAAUAAUACAGACUCAAGAGAAAACAGCAGCAGUAUCUCAGAGGCCCUGCACUUCUAUCCGUGGUUGGAAAAAAGCUUUCCAUAUAUCUUAAUCUUCGGUGCCAAACUUAUUGUACAGCACAUAACAGGCAUUUCUGUUGGAAUUGGUCUGCUAACAACUUUUCUGUAUGCAAACAAAUGCAUUGUAAAUCAGGUUUUUCUAAGAGAAAAAUGUUCAAGAUUGCAGUGUAUUUGGGUCAUUGCAUUUUUAACCUGCUCCUCGGUCCUUUUGUAUUACACUUUCUACACUCAGGCUCUUUAUUACAGCUUGAUCUUCAUGAACCCUUCUCUUGGACCUCUACAGUUCUGGGAUGCUUUGUGGGUUGUGGGGAUCACAGAUUUCAUUGUAAAGUUUUUCUUCAUGGGCCUUAAGUGUUUGGUUCUACUGGUGCCUUCUUUUGUGCUAUCCUAUAAAAGCAAGGGCUACUGGUACAUGGCUUUAGAGGAAAUAGCUCAGUAUUUCUGCAUGUUUGUUUCUACACCAGUUUGGUUCCGUUACUUAACUGAUUAUGGUGCUGAAACCAGUGGAGCUGAGUGGCAUGUUGGGGUUUUGUUGGCUUUGCUCUACCUCAUCUUAAAACUUUUCAUCCUUUUUGGACAGUGGAAAAAAUCUGCAAAUAACUUACUACUGUUUUUCACUCAGCCGACGUACGGAACGCCUGCAACCAAGAGGCAGUGUUCAGAAGCUGAUGAUAUCUGUGCAAUCUGUCAGGCAGAAUUCACAAAACCCACUGUACUUGUAUGCCAGCAUGUGUUUUGUGAAGAAUGCAUUUCCUCAUGGCUCAAUAGAGAGAAAACAUGCCCUCUCUGCCGGACUGUGAUUUCCAACCACCAUCACAAGUGGAAAGAUGGAGCUUCUUCUCUUCAGCUUCAGCUCUUUUAGGCUCCCCCGAGCUGUCUUGCAAUAUAACCACGCAAAAAGCACAAAGAAAAUCUUAUUUUACCAAGAUAGAUUUUAUAUAUAUUUAUCUAUUUCAGAAUUUUUAUAAACUUUCAGGAAAUACAUGUUUUGGUGAUCUAACAAAGGUUUAAUGCUUGUGUACAGGGUGUUUCUUGGCAUCCCUGGAGGGAAAAAAUAUAUGAAUAUUUAGAAAAUGUUUCAUGUAGUGCAACAUAUGAACGUGUAUAUUUAUUACUUUUUAAAAAUUAUUCAUGGUCUGUGAAUAUUUUUCUUUGCACAUCAAUUUUGAAAAGAGAAACCACAGUUUAAAAUUAUAUUCUUACAAAAACAAGUCAGUAUGUUAAGAAUAGUAUU
Messenger RNA from Pelobates fuscus (common spadefoot toad), 1829 nucleotides. It is a transcript of the gene RNFT1, whose product is annotated as ring finger protein, transmembrane 1. The record is from RefSeq and is a predicted model, not a curated record. The coding region runs from base 198 to 1457 and encodes 419 amino acids. Lineage: Eukaryota; Metazoa; Chordata; Amphibia; Anura; Pelobatidae. Gene Ontology annotation, cellular component: endoplasmic reticulum. The transcript has 9 exons. Gene Ontology annotation, biological process: positive regulation of ERAD pathway. Gene Ontology annotation, molecular function: ubiquitin protein ligase activity.